Messenger RNA from Cydia amplana, 1845 nucleotides. RefSeq lists its product as uncharacterized. Gene Ontology annotation, molecular function: nucleic acid binding. The transcript has 2 exons. Bases 433 to 1806 code for a protein of 457 amino acids. The record is from RefSeq and is a predicted model, not a curated record. Lineage: Eukaryota; Metazoa; Arthropoda; Insecta; Lepidoptera; Tortricidae.
ACCCUAAAAAAGGUCAAAAAUUCACUGCGCUUGACUAUUGAUUCACAGCAUUUUUGGUCUGAUUCAACUAUAGUUCUUUGCUGGAUAAAAACAUGCAAACAACAAUUAAAACAAUUUGUCCACAAUAGGAUCACAGAAAUCACUAACAACUCUGACCCCACAGAUUGGCAUUAUGUACCCACAACCUUGAACCCUGCCGACAUAGGUAGUAGAGGUCAGAGCGCAUUAAAUCUCAAAGAUUCACCUUUGUGGUGGGAAGGACCGCCUUUCCUCCAUAAAGGUGAAAUACAAUGGCCUACUCAACCUCAAAAUUUGCCUUUAGAGAAUUUGCCUGAAGUCAAAAUACAAUGUCACGUUUCAACUGAACAAUGCGAGGAUAAUUUCACCUCUAAAUAUUCAAACUUUUGUAAAUUACAACGAAUUAUAGCAUACAUGAAUAGAUUCGUUCAUAACUGUAAAAAUAGAACUAACAAGAAUACAGGUCCAUUAAAAGUGUCAGAGCUUAAUUUGUCAUUACAAAUGUUGUGUAAACAAGUGCAGACAGACAAAUUCAAUGAGCAACUCUUGCGUUUGCUAAACAAACGCCCACUUUCUCACAAGGAUACCCUGUUGAAAUUUAAUCCAUUUGUAGAUACCUUUGGAAUUUUGCGAGUAGGUGGCAGACUUGCAAAUUCAUACUACGAUUAUAACACAAAACACCCUAUUUUAUUACAUGCAUCACAUCACAUCACUAAAAUAUUAGUACAUCACUACCAUCGAAUGUUAAUGCACACUGGACCACAGCUGAUGCUAGCAACAUUACGCCACAGGUAUUGGAUAAUUAACGGCCGUAACCUUUGCAGGCAAACGUCACAAAGCUGCAUUACAUGUUUAAGAUAUUCGGGUAAAACUCAUCAACCAAUUAUGGGCAACCUGCCACUGCAAAGGGUACAGUCCGAAUACGUAUUUGCUAACACAUCCUGUGACUACGCUGGGCCAAUCCUGAUAGCGAGCAGAAAGGGUCGUGGUUGUCAAACUAAGAAAGCAUACAUAGUUGUUUUUGUUUGUUUGGCAGUGAGGGCGGUACACUUGGAGCUCGUCACUGAUUUGACAGCCAUGGGCUUUAUUGCCGCGUUAAAUAGAUUCAUAGCCCGCAGAGGCAAACCAGCCACCAUUUUGUCAGAUAAUGGUACUUCUACAAAGGAAAUAGAAUUCAAAUUUUGUCCUGCUUAUAGCCCACAUUUUAAUGGUUUGGCAGAGGGCGCAGUUAAGCGAGUAAAAUAUCAUUUAAAACGAGUUACCUCCAUGGCUCACUUAGAUUACGAAGAGAUGGUAACAUUUUUGGUUCAAGUUGAAGCUUUACUUAAUUCUAGGCCUUUAACCCCAAUUUCAUCGGAUCCAUCCGAUCUUACCCCUCUUACCCCUGCGCAUUUUUUGAUAGGACGAACGCUCACUAUGAUACCUGCUCCCUUGGUGCAAGACUCGCCGAUACAUACCCUCGCGAGAUAUCAGAGAAUAGAUGCGCUAAAAGCGCAUUUUUGGAAUCGUUAUUAUAAGGAAUUCAUUUCAGAACUGCAGGUCCGAAACAAAUGGCGCAGGAAUGGAGGCCAGCUGAAGCUCGGCGAGAUGGUUCUCGUCAAAGACGACCGCUUGCCCCCCAGCAGAUGGCUGCUCGGGCGAGUCGCCGCAGUCUACUCGGGCGACGACGGAGUCAGCCGCGUCGCUGACGUCACCACCACCACAGGGACGCUGAGGAGGGCCUACAACAGGCUCUGCCCGCUCCUACUGACAUUGGACCAGGAUGGUCCAAGGGGGCCAGCUUGUUAGCGCGCCCCACUAGAGGACUCGCAGACCGGGUCCCCGCCU